This is a messenger RNA of Malus domestica (apple), 3102 nucleotides long. The record is from RefSeq and is a predicted model, not a curated record. Lineage: Eukaryota; Viridiplantae; Streptophyta; Magnoliopsida; Rosales; Rosaceae.
UUUCCACACAACUUUACCUUAUAUUAUGCCAUUGCGCGCCAUUGCCAUCCCACCACCACCACCAUGCACACACGCAAAGAUAAAAAGCCUUCAAUUAUCACCACCAAGAGCCCCCCUUACCCUUCGAUCCCUUCCCAUUUCCUCUUCCUCUCAACCAAAAUCACAGCUUUCUAAAUAAGCCAGUCACAAAAAAAAAAAAAACGCUUUCUAAAUAAGCCAUGAGAGUGCCCGUUUCUUCUCCACACAGCAACAACAAGAACCAAUCUCCCAAGCACAACCCCCAGACUAAUAACCCAAGUGUCAACUUUCACCUCGGUAUUUCGAGCUUGGGGGGCUACGAGCCCACCUCGGUUCUCGACCUCCGUCACAGCCCCAGCCCCGUCUCCGCCGAAAAACCCUCGAAAAUUUCGGCCAUCCCCGACGUGCUGUCCCACUCGAACCAUGAUCCUCUCGAGUGGGAGGAGGAGCAAGUCCUGCACAACUUGGACUGGGACUCAAUUAUGAGGGACUUAGGGUUGCACGACGAAAACGUCCCAAAUCUCAAGACUUCAAUCCCACAAUUGAAUGCAAACGAUCCUCAGAUUUCGGAGUACCCCCAUCCUCAGCCGUUCGAUGCCACCCAGCUCGUCCACUCCGAUUGGGACAUCAAUCUCUCCGAAGUGUACUCCUCCCAGAAUUGUUACGACCAUGUGACGAACGACUUCCAUCAAUCGGGCAACUGGAACGUAGGGCUUGAUUUCAUCGAGGAGUUAAUCCGCGCCGCGGACUGUUUCGACACGGACGAGUUGCAACUUGCCCAGGUGAUCCUAGACCGUUUGAACAACAGGCUGCGAUCCUCCUCCCCGUCGAAACCCGUUGGGAAGCCGCUCCAGCGCGUCGCAGUUUAUUUCAAGGAAGCUCUUCAGUCCCUCCUCAACGGCUCAGACACCGCGGCGCGCGAGUUCACUUCCUGGUCCGACAUCGUCCAGACGAUCCGCGCCUACAAGGGCUUUUCGGGAAUUUCGCCCGUCCCGAUGUUCUCUCACUUCACGACAAACCAGGCCCUACUGGAGGCUCUCAACGGCUCCACCUUCAUCCACGUCAUCGACUUCGACAUCGGCCUGGGCGGCCAGUACGCUUCCCUAAUGAAAGAGCUCGCUGAGAAAGCUGACGUGGCAAGCCGAAAUAACGGCAACCCGGUCCCACCGGUGCUUCGCAUAACUGCCGUCGUGCCCGACGAGUACGCCGUCGAGACCCGACUGGUUCGGGAGAACCUGUCCCAGUUCGCUCAGGAACUCAAGAUUAGGUUCCAGGUCGAGUUCGUCCCCCUUCGUGCGUUCGAGAUGAUGUCGUUCAAGGCCGUCAAGUUCAUGGACGGAGAGAAGACGGCGGUUCUUCUGUCUCCAUACAUCCUCCGCCGUCUCAGCUCCCAGAACAACAUCUCCGGUUUUCUCGGUAACAUGCGCCGCGUAUCGCCAAGCGUCGUGGUGUUCAUCGACGGGGAAGGGAUGGGGGAUGCCGGAACAACUUCGUUCCGGAGGAACUUCGUCUCUGGCCUCGAGUUCUUCUCAAUCAUGCUGGAGUCGCUGGACGCGGCCGUGGCGGCUUCCAGCGACGUGGUGAAGAAGAUUGAGACGUAUUUGCUGCGGCCGAAGAUUCAGGCGGCAGUGGAGGAGGCAGGGAGGCGGAUUCCGCCGUGGAGGGAAGUAUUUCAGGGGGCGGGGAUGAGGGCGGUGGAGCUGAGCCAGUUUGCGGACUUUCAGGCCCAGUGCUUGUUGGGGAAGGUCCAGGUCAGGGGAUUCCACGUGGCGAAACGGCAGGCCGAGUUGGUGCUUUGCUGGCACGAUAGGGCCUUGGUUGCCACGUCCGCAUGGAGGUGUAAUUAGCGGAGCUAAUUAACAUCAGCAGCUAGCUAGAAAACUAGCUAAUAUCUAUUAAGUAGCCUAUUCUCCUACCUAUUGGGGUUUGGGGUGUAAUUAUGUGUUAAGUGUUAAGGUAAUGAUCCCGGCCGACCAAUUUGUUUUGUUGGGUUUGGGAGUAGUUUUGCUGUUUUGGUGUAUGUUUGGUUCUCGUUGGUUUUUCGUUUUUGUAACGAUAUGCAUGCUAUUUUUAGUAAAAAAAAUUGCUCUGCGCAUGCUAUUCCUUGUUCUGUGGGGAUUGGUUUACCGGUAUACUGUACAUGCCAGGCAAUUGAAAGGAAAGUUCGUACUGCACAAGAAAAGUGGCUUUUAUAUUGGGCAGCUUAUGGAUCUUUCAGCCUUGUUGAAAUAUUUUCAGACAAGCUUAUUUCAUGGGAGCGAAGCAGUUGUACACAAACCAUCUACGCCCGUUCUUUUUGAAGCAUCAAGCUAUAAUUGAUCGAGUUUUGGUGCUCACAUAUAGCAAAGUGCACAAACUCCUUAGUGCACACAAAGCCGAGAUUGAGUAUGCUAGGGCUAUGGUCAUGAAGAUGUUGGGUUCAGGUGAGAAUGAUUACUAUCGACCACACAAGCUUGAAGUCAAAUUCUCUUACUGAGGGAUUAUAUACAAUGGAACGAUAUAUCAUUAGGUUACUUAAACUCGCCAGUGAGCGGUAGGUCUCGGGUUCGAGACUUGGGAGCAGCCUCUCCAUAAAUGUGGGUAAGGCUAGCCGACAUUCACCUCUCCCAGACCCUGCGUAAAGCGGGAGCCUUGUGCACUGGGUACGACCUUUUUUACAGUUGGUUGCCCUUUCUUGUUUUUAACAGACCAGCCGUCUAAUUCAGAUCUGCCACGGCAUAAUGCAAUUGAAGGCCAGAUUAGACCACCUAAUCCAGAUCUACCAGGGCAGAAUGCGGUUGAAGACCAGACCAGAUUAGACCAGUACCAGUUUCGGAGUCUGAUCAUGAGGAUUAGUAUUAUUACUAAAAGGAGAAUUGUUAUUGCUUUUCGCAUGUAGAGUUUUGAAACUCUUCUUUUUCCGGCGGAGGAAAGAGAGAGAAAUACACCGCUUGAAUUAGGUAGUCUAAAUCUUUUGUUUGUCUUUUAAUUAGUGAAAUCUCUGAAGUAGCAUAACAGAUUACUAAGAAAAAAAAAGAUAAACAUAUCCAAACUGUAGCUCUGUGACCUUAAUGUAAAGAAUAAGAGUGAUGUUAUUUAGACGCA